Cuscuta europaea is the source of this 2090-nucleotide messenger RNA. NCBI's taxonomy places the organism in Eukaryota, Viridiplantae, Streptophyta, Magnoliopsida, Solanales, Convolvulaceae. The record is from the annotation of a GenBank genome assembly.
UAUCUAUAAAUCAAUAAAUACUUCGUAUAAUAAACUCGAGGGGCCAUUCUCUUAAUUAAUUACAUCAAAUGGUAAUUAAGUGCCUACUAGCCGUCAUCAGUAGAAACUACUGCCAGUCUUUAACCUCACUUCAUUUAAUUACCCCCCAUUUAUGGAACCGUGUACUAUCCUCUCUCUCCGUUUCGGUGCUUCUGGUUAAGCUCAGAUCAGAAUGCUCAUCGCAAUUUGUAAAACACUCUCCCCCCUUCUGGUUCGCGAGUCUUAGAAAUUCUUUACUGUAGCUUUCUUUUAUGCGGUGUUAAAUCUAUGCUUAUUAUCUUUUAAAGUUAUUUCAAUCUUUUCUUAACUUCUUUUCCAUUUUUUCCCAUGUAAAGAUCAGUUCAUGAAAGGUAUGCCAUCAAGGUUUAAACUUCACUUGAUAACCCUUUUCUGCUGAGUCCAUUUCAAAGCUGGCAAAAAAUGAGGAAAAGCACCAGUUUUCACUCAGGAAGGGUUUCUGGUGACAAAAGGUGGAAAGUUCCAUUCUUUGUAAGCUUGCUCUUAUCCAUGACAUUGUUUAUGGCAACCAUUUUCGGGCUAUACUCUUCAUCAUAUGGUAGGGAAGCAAUGGAAGUUGAUGUUCCAUCUUUCAGUGACUCACCAGAAGACUACUUUGUUGACUCGGAGCUGAGGUCAUCAAUGUUGAAAGUGGAACCUAAAACCGAACCACCUAGGUUUGCAUACCUCAUAUCGGGCACAAAGGGUGAUAGUCAAAGGUUAAUGAGAACUUUACGGGCUGUUUAUCACCCGAGAAACCGGUAUAUACUGCACAUGGACUUUGAGGCCCCACCACGUGAGAGGUUGAACUUGACAAUGUCAGUAAAGAAUGAUCAAACUUUCCAUCAAAUGCAAAAUGUCCGUGUAAUGGAACAAUCUAAUUUGGUCACAUACAAAGGCCCUACUAUGAUUGCCACUACAUUACAAGCUAUAGCUAUCAUGUUGAGGGAAAGUUUGGAUUGGGAUUGGUUUAUCAAUCUUAGUGCUUCUGAUUAUCCUCUCAUGACUCAAGAUGAUAUCCUUCAUGUUUUUUCAAAUAUGUCCAGAAAUUUGAACUUCAUUGAACAUAUGCAGCUGUAUGGGUGGAAACUGAAUCAGAGAGCAAGGUCCAUAAUUGUUGAUCCUGGUCUUUAUUUGACUAAGAAAUCUGAUAUCGCUAUGACUUCUCAGCGCCGAUCACUUCCAACAUCUUUUAAACUGUUCACAGGGUCAGCAUGGAUGAUCCUGACACGCUCUUUCCUGGAGUACUGUAUUUGGGGAUGGGACAACCUCCCAAGAACACUUCUCAUGUACUAUACCAAUUUCAUCUCUUCCCCAGAAGGCUAUUUCCACACCGUCAUCUGCAACGCUGAUGAGUUUCGCAACACUGCAAUAGGUCAUGAUCUGCACUACAUCGCUUGGGACAACCCUCCCAAACAACACCCCCUCGCCUUAACCCUCAAGGACUUUCAGGCCAUGGUCAACAGCAGUGCCGCUUUCGCCAGGAAGUUCCGGAGAGACGAUCCAGUUUUGGACAAGAUUGACCAGGAGCUGUUGGGCCGUGGUUCAGACCGGUUUGUGCCAGGGGGUUGGUGUGUAGGGGGUCAAGAGGAUGGGAGUGAUCCUUGUUCGGUCGUCGGAGAUGAUUCGGUGUUUAGGCCUGGUCUGGGUGCGAAGAGGCUGGAGAGUCUGAUGCAGAAGCUGAUGUCAGCAGAUUUUCGUAGUAAGCAAUGUUUGACCAAGAACUAAAACACAAAGAGAAGCUGAUUUGUACAGUGUUGUAAACCACAUGGAACAAAUUGUAAGUUAAAAAUGGUCCAUUGAUUAAUUAUAUGUAGAGUAUGUAGCUGCUCAUUUGCAACAGUGUAAUACAAACAGGGAAACAUCCAACAGAAAUGUGAGUUUACCAAAUCGGGGAAUUUUGCUCAGAUGUAUUUUUGAGAUAUCAUAUGCUAAACGAAAUCAUGAAUCGAUUCAUGUUAGCCGACCCCAAAUUCUUUUGGGAUUAAGGCUGAGAUGUUAUUGUAUCAUGUGCUAAUAUAGCAGAAUGCAUACCCUUGGUAUUAUUCCUAGAU